Molecule: messenger RNA, 810 nt
Organism: Podospora bellae-mahoneyi
Lineage: Eukaryota; Fungi; Ascomycota; Sordariomycetes; Sordariales; Podosporaceae
Exons: 2
Coding region: 1-810 (269 amino acids)
Molecular function (GO): oxidoreductase activity, acting on the CH-OH group of donors, NAD or NADP as acceptor
Source: RefSeq, a predicted model, not a curated record
AUGGCCGAACGUUCAAAUCUGACUUCAAGGGCUAUCCCAUCAAUUACACUCUGUUUUCCAAGCUCUCCAGCUCCGACACCGUCCGACUUGCACGAUGCAAAUGGCGAUACAAACCUAGCCAUCGAACGCUUCCGAGUCUCCGAAGUUGCAGUCGUAGCUGGCGGAGCAGGGGAUUUAAGUGCUGCCUCCAGCAAAGCCCUUCUUGAACAUGGACUUCAGGAACUAGCCAUAUUCGACGCCGCCACAGAAGAUAUAGCCAAGCCCGUCAUCUUCCAGCUCAGUUCUGACUUCCCCUUUGCCAAGAUCACAUUCACCAAAGUCGAUAUCACUGAUGCUGAUGCUCAUGCUAUGCAGCACUCCAUAGACUCGUGGAGACGAACUCUCGAGGUUAACACCACCGGGUCAUUAAUCAUUGCUCAAGCCGUUGCCAAAACAAUGGCAGAGGCCAAAACAGGGGGCAGCAUUGCUCGGGUGGCGAGCAUAUUGGGCAUUUGGGUGAACUUCCCACAGCUACAGGCUGGGUACAACGCUUCCAAGGCGGCUGUUAUUAUGAUGAAGAAUUCUUUGGCUGUGGAGUGGGAUAGGUAUGGGAUUACGGUGAAUACCAUCAGCCCCGGCUAUGUGAACACCAUUCUCAACGAGGGAGAGGGACUUGAUGAGGCGAAGAAGAUUUGGCUAGCCAGGAACCCGAUGGGGAGGAUUGGCGAGCGGGAGGAGCUGUGUGGUGCUGUGGUUCCUCUUGCUCGUCGAGCGGGAAGCCACAUCACUGGGGCAGAUAUCGUUGUGGACGACGGUCAGUCUCUUCUGUGA